AUGCUACAAUAUUAUUUUGUUGUGCCUGGUAGAAGUCAAAAGAGCAUCGUUGCUGUGGGUACGGUGCGCAUCAAUUUCGGCAGGAUUUUCAAGGCAACACGGAUCACAAAAUACAAGCAUAGAGUCAAAGUGAAAGCAACAAGAAUUGCAUCAUCUCCGGUUGAUCUACUAAGGAACUCACUUCAGAAGCACCACGGCAAUGAUAACGAUGUGGAGAGCAAACAGACUUUACAACAAUGGGCAGCUAAGGGGGAAGCGCCGGAUCACACUCCUCACCAUAUCAUGUUACUAGGCAUAAGUCUCCAUAGAAUCAGGCAGAAGCGGCACGAUCACGUGCCCCCAAAACCCCACACCUAUAUAAAGCUCCCCUCCCUACUCUCAACGAAUUCUUCAUCUCUCCAACUUUCCAACCUGACCUUGCUCAAAGUUGCGGACACAGUGACGCUGGCCCCAGCACUACCGCCGGCUGUCGCGAAUUUCUACUUUUUCAUUGAUCUAGUUGGCUUGUCUGACUGGUUAAGGAAGAAGUCAUUUUGCAUCUUGUAUAGCACUGCAUCACACUUCAUUAAUGCACUAGAUGAGAAGUUGAGAGCCCACGAACAGCAUUCAACGUUUCCAUCCACUCUAAGCUAUCUUGUGCUGUCCGUAUCAAUAUCAGUAGUUAUAUAUGUGGUAAUUUCACAAGCCCUCACCCGAAGUUGUUGCUGUAAACACAUCCGCACCAAGUCGCGCCGCCAAGAGCGUGUUCAAGCAACAAGUUCACCAAUGAUUUCACCCACCACAGAAGUGAAUGUUGAUACCAUCUGUGCAGCUGCCCACAGCCAAUUCCUAACAUCAGAUUCCUUUACUCUAUGUUCUGAAGGACUGAAAGACCUCUCAAGCCAUCAUCCGUUUCGCCUCAUGAGCAUUCUCCCUCCCUUUGACACCCCCACGAAGCAUAUUUUGGUAUUAGGAGCAUAUCUCAAUGUGAUCGCAGCUAUGGAGCCCCCUGAGCUUCAUCACCAACUACUAGUUUUCAUGCGACGUCUUAUACUGUCUAUUUUUGCAUUCACGAGUAGAAUUUUGGCACUCUAUCGCUCUAUCAUAUUCCGAAUGCUAGAUAGAGAUACAGAUUUCACUCGUUUAACAAUCAACUCGGUUCUGGAAGCCAUAGGAGUUCCGCAAAUCUUCACAGAAAUUCCGGAAAGAGAUGGAGACGUCCCACGUACGCGGCAUCCUAAGCACGCAAUCAUUGGGGAGAUCAUAGAUCUGCGAACACCAAGUCCCCAGAGUGACCCGUGGGCCGUGAACUCUCCACGGAGCGGUCGUCACCAUAUUAUUCUGCCAUGGGUGAACAGGGGAUGGACGAAUCAUAAACUACAAACACGAGUCGUGGUCGGUAUUGUCAUCUUUGAUGAGUUCUCCUCAGCCCACAAACCUGAUCUACCAGGCACUGGACGGUACAUAGGAUUACGGCAUAUUCUUCUGGGACAAAUGAAAGGCCUUAUUCUCUUCCUCGAGCCCUCAACGGUCGACUCUAGAGAGAUGAAUCGAAGACUCCUAAUACAACUGGCUAGUGCGCUCAAUCUACGUCAGCCUCCAAAGCUAGCUCUCGACACAAUCCGCGAUAACGAAGACUCGCCCAGACUCUACUACGAGAAAAUGAACAUACACAGAUGGCUUGCGCGUUCCUUGAGAACAAGGCUCGGGUUCACAGGUCUUUUUGGAAAUUUUCCAGACGGCUUCUCGUUGAAUAAUAGACUCAACAUGGUGAUUCAUACUGAAGGAAGGGCGCCUGGGUGUCACCAAGACUUCAAUAAGACUGCAGCUCUAGAAAGCAAAGCGUAUGACUUAACAGGAAGAGUGAUAUAUCUAGAAGUAGAGCAAGCUUAUGCAAGAGACAUGUGGGAUAUCUAUUACUUCAAUUUCGUGACUGAAAGAUGUCCAAUUGCGACCAAGCAUUGUUGCAUAAGCAGCUGGUGUAUACGAAAUGAGAAGGAGAGAGACAUUAAAGAGGUUGGCGGGCAGGUCCCAGCAAAACCUCACACAUCACAUAUCACUACCACAAAGAUUGUCACAUUGCAUCGCACAGCCAUCAAGCAUCCUACUUUAUUCCUUUACCACACCGACUUCAUAUGCCAGACUGACCAUCGCCAAAAUUCUCAGAUUCACAACCUCCACAAGCGAGCGACCAGAACCUCUCACAGCGUUGCAAUGAUGUCCGAAGGCCUGAAGAAUAUGAUGCUUCAUAAUAUGAUGAUGGGAAUUGUUGGGUUGUUUGGUGUAGAUGAAAAUCCGCACAUGGCCUUUGCAUACUUGCUCAGCCUUGUCAACUGCACCCAAGGUCUUUCUAAAUCAUAUCCCCCAAACGCACACUGCAGCUCCCAGCGAACGCUAUCAGUCUUUCACAAUAUCAAGCGAACUCCCUCCUCCCCCUUGGGAGAGCUGCUCAAGGUGAGGGGAAUCUCAUGCGUGCACGUUGAAGGCACAGGACAAGCCGUACAAAGGGAAGGAGAUCCAGAGAAUAUCGUCACGGUUGAAAGGUUAGACAAAUUAAAGUCCUAUAGUCGGGAGGCUCCUCAAUUGCAUGCCGCGCGGUUGCCAGUGACGUAUCGCAACAAGGGACCGCCGCAACAAGUCUUCCUUCACCACAUGCCCUCGAAAAUGGCCCGUGACGACUUCCACGUGUGUUCUGCGCCAUUUAGUUUACUAAAAUCGCCAAAAAGUAGGGUACCUGCUCCCUACUGGACACUCACCACUUCGCACCGUCUCGUCACCGCAGAUUUGCAUGGACACCAGUUACUAACACGUGACCUCACCCCAGAGACGACGAAGCAGGCGAACAGAGCCCAAAAAAUAUUAAUGUGGAAAAUCCAGCUUCAGAUGGUUAAGUCGGAUGCUGGGGGCAAAUGUGAUGCCGGUAUGGGAAAAGCAUGGAAUGAUUCCAAUUGGCUGGAAGAGAAAUGGAAAGUGCCUCAGCUAUAUACUAGCGAGACAAUAAAGAAGAAUGGUAUUGAGUUGAGUAAGAAUGGAAGGAGUUCCCGUGCUGAUAUCAUCAGCACCUGCCACCAAUCCCAAAUGAAGAAACCAGGCCAGAACUACUACGACUGGCGCGAAAUAACAGAGAUAAUCGAAAUAUGCUAG
Molecule: messenger RNA, 3123 nt
Organism: Lindgomyces ingoldianus
Lineage: Eukaryota; Fungi; Ascomycota; Dothideomycetes; Pleosporales; Lindgomycetaceae
Exons: 31
Coding region: 1-3123 (1040 amino acids)
Source: RefSeq, a predicted model, not a curated record